Molecule: messenger RNA, 342 nt
Organism: Colletotrichum orchidophilum
Lineage: Eukaryota; Fungi; Ascomycota; Sordariomycetes; Glomerellales; Glomerellaceae
Exons: 2
Coding region: 1-342 (113 amino acids)
Source: RefSeq, a predicted model, not a curated record
AUGGCAUCCACCAAGUGUCCGUUCUUCUCUGGUAUCAAUCAACGAGAUUCGUACGAACGCUGUAGCGGUGAGGUGGAAGAAUACGCAGAGGACCACGUGAAUGCGGAAGACAUGUCCGAAAGCUUGAUGAAGCUGCAGAGCGCCUUUCACGAUGAAAACAACUGCAUCAUUUCUGCUAAAUUCAGCGCGCCAGAGGUAGUGACGCAAAUGAAGAGCGGUGGCGUUGGGUUACCGACGACGUUCGACGUCGACUCUGGUACUCUGGGCUCGCGACCUGCCGGCGAAAGGUUGAAUCCCUCAAACCAUGCGCCAUCACCAAGCUGCGACUGCGAGCUUCUGUAG